Messenger RNA from Plasmopara halstedii, 1137 nucleotides. Its product is annotated as methionine type i. Gene Ontology annotation, biological process: proteolysis. The record is from RefSeq and is a predicted model, not a curated record. Bases 1 to 1137 code for a protein of 378 amino acids. Gene Ontology annotation, molecular function: metalloaminopeptidase activity. The transcript has a single exon. NCBI's taxonomy places the organism in Eukaryota, Oomycota, Peronosporomycetes, Peronosporales, Peronosporaceae.
AUGGGAGGCGCUUCUUGUGUGACUCCGACAUGUGGCAAGAGCGGCUCCCUCGUCUGCCCGACGUGCAAAAAGCUUGGGAUUCCACCCACAAUGAGCACAUUUUGCUCGCAGCAGUGUUUUAAAGGAUAUUGGUCAUCGCAUAAAGCACUGCACAAGAUGUUUACCCAAGCUCUUGCCGAAGAACACGCCCGAUCUGAGGAAACGUCAUGUUUCGACGGCUAUGAAUUUACAGGUAAAUUGCGUCCUGGUAAGGUGUCAGAAAUGAAUGUCGUUCCCGAACACAUUCAACGUCCAGACUAUGCAGAUACGGGUAUUCCCAUAUCGGAGCAACAAGCGAGCAAGAGCAUUCCGAUUUACACGCCUGAGCAAAUCGCAGGCAUUCGUGAGGCCUGCCGUCUUGGCCGCGAAGUUUUAGAUUUUGCGGGCCAGGCACUGCGCCCAGGUGUGACUGGUGAUGAGAUUGACAAGAUUGUACAUCAAGCGUGCAUAGACCGCGGUUGCUACCCGUCACCACUUAAUUAUUAUCACUUUCCGAAGUCCGUUUGCAUCUCUGUAAAUGAAGUCAUUUGCCACGGUAUUCCUGACUCUCGUCCUUUCGAAGAUGGAGACAUUGUAAAUCUUGACGUGACAGUUUACAAAAAUGGCUACCACGGAGAUCUCAAUGACACAUAUCUAGUUGGCAACGUAGAUGAGGAUGGCGUACGUUUGGUAAAGACGGCGUUUGAAAGUCUGGCUGUUGCUUCCAAACUUGUGCGUCCUGGUACCAUGUUUCGAGAGCUCGGCAAGCACAUCGCGGCGGUAGCCAAUGCUCAAGACUUUUCAGUUGUCAAGACAUACUGUGGUCAUGGUAUAGGUUCGCUAUUUCAUUGCUCUCCUACCAUACCUCACUAUGCAAAGAAUAAGGCGAUUGGUAUUAUGAAGGCAGGCAUGAUUUUCACUAUUGAGCCUAUGAUUAACUUCGGUACGUGGCGUGAUAAAACAUGGCCGGACGAUUGGACGGCCGUGACACAGGAUGGGCAGCGGUCAGCCCAAUUUGAGCACACAUUUCUUGUGACUGAAACGGGAUACGAAAUACUAACUGCGCGCGAAAACGAGCCAAUUAUGCAAUGGGAUUAUGCAAAGGUGCACCGCCCAUGA